UCUGAAUGGUCACUGAAACGCAGCGUGAGGGAAGUGGAGGCAGGACAGCACGGAUCAAUGGACGCUUCCUCCCAAACAGAGCAGUGUGGAGCCUUCAGCAGAUGUGGAGCGUAAUUUUCCCCUUAGAGGAGGCAUCCACAGCGAGCUACACCCUUCAGAAGUCAGCAGGCCUAGCUGUGUUUGCUUCAGGGAUUACAUUAUUACCACACCAGAGGCCUUCCAGACACACUCACUGCAUCGCCACACAAGUCAUCCAAGCCAAUUAUGGAAAAGAGGAGAAGAGCCAGAAUCAACGAGAGCUUGGGGCAGCUGAAAACUCUCAUCCUGGAUGCGCUCAAAAAAGAUAGCUCCAGACACUCUAAACUGGAGAAGGCGGACAUCCUGGAGAUGACGGUGAAGCAUCUCCGGAACCUCCAGAGGGCUCAAAUGACCGCUGCCCUGAACACAGACCCCACUGUCUUGGGAAAAUAUCGUGCCGGUUUCAGCGAGUGCAUGAAUGAAGUCACUCGGUUCCUGUCCACCUGCGAAGGUGUCAACACCGAGGUCAGGACGCGGCUCCUCGGCCACUUGGCCAGCUGUAUGACCCAGAUCAACGCGAUGAACUACCCCAGCCAGCAGCAGCACCAACACCAGCUCCCCUCCACCGCCGGACCAACCCACCCCUCCUUUGGCCAGUCCAUGGUGCAGAUCCCCAGCUCAUCCCCACAGGUCCUGCCCAUGAACCCGGUGUCCUGUAAAGGAGGCUCGUCGCCUGCUAAUUUACCCUCAGACGCCACCAAAGUGUACGGCGGUUUCCAGAUCGUGCCUGCCACAGACGGACAGUUUGCAUUCCUCAUACCUAAUGCAGCGUUUGCUCCAAACGGCCCCGUUAUCCCCGUGUACGCCAAUAACGUCGGCACACCGGUCCCUCUACCGGCUGCGGUUUCCCCGGGAGCCCCGUCAGGCAACUCGGACUCAGUGUGGCGACCCUGGUGAAAAGUUGAAAAGAACCAUACAGACUUUAAAAUGACACUUAAUAGUUUUCUCUUUGUUAAAGUUUAGACUGUUGUUUUGAAUCUGUUUUUUUUCUUCUUCUCGUAAAAUUGAAAGAGUAUGCACUAUAUUUGUACAGCUAACAAGGGAGUAAAGUUCAUAUUGAAAUGAGAUUUGUAUUGUGGAAGUCCGUUCACUGCAUUUUUUUUUAUAUAUAUAUUUGAGUUGUCUUUUUUUACUGUGUGAUGCCAAAGAUAUGUUCAAUGCUCUUAUGAAGAUCUUCGUUUUGG
Molecule: messenger RNA, 1262 nt
Organism: Perca flavescens (yellow perch)
Lineage: Eukaryota; Metazoa; Chordata; Actinopteri; Perciformes; Percidae
Gene: hes1
Product: hairy-related 6
Exons: 5
Coding region: 265-975 (236 amino acids)
Biological process (GO): regulation of DNA-templated transcription
Molecular function (GO): DNA binding; protein dimerization activity
Source: RefSeq, a predicted model, not a curated record